GUAAAAAGCAAAAUCAUAGUUGACUUUUCGCUUUUUUUUAAAUCUAUAAUUUAUCAUUCAUGCGAUGGCAUGUAUCAGCUGUAACAAAUAAUCUGUUAUUUGCGCAUGCUUUUUCUAUGUGAUUUGUUGUGUGGUUGAUCGCUGGAAGGAUUUGUUUACAAUGCAUAAACUCAAAUAUUCUCAAAAGGAAAAAGUGAAGCAAUUUAUCACCUUCACUCAGACUGGUGAAAAAACAGCUAUUUACUGCCUCUCUCAGCACGAUUGGAAACUUGACGUAGCCUCUGAUAAUUAUUUCCAAAAUCCCGAACUUUAUUUUCGAGAACAGAAACCAUCUGUUGACAGAAAGAAAUUAGAAAACUUAUAUUCCAGAUAUAGAGAUCCUCACGAACCUGAUAAAAUAUCUGUGGAUGGCGUCAUGAAAUUUCUUGAGGAUCUGAACUUGUCUCCUGACAGCAGACUUGUAUUACUUCUAGCUUGGAAGUUCAAAGCUGCUACUCAGUGUGAAUUCAGUAAAGAAGAGUUUAUAUCUGGAAUGACAGAAUUAGGGUGUGAUUCAAUAGACAAACUAAAAUAUAAACUCCCUUCCCUUGAAAAUGAGUUGAAAGAUAGUGCAAAGUUUAAAGACUUCUAUAAUUUUACAUUUAAUUAUGCCAAAAAUCCUGGACAGAAAGGCUUAGAUUUGGAUAUGGCUAUUGCUUAUUGGAAUAUUGUCCUCCCUGGUAAAUUCAAGUUUUUGGAUUUAUGGUGUCAGUUUCUUAAAGAAAAUCAUAAGCGAUCUAUACCCAAAGACACGUGGAAUCUUCUUUUAGAUUUCUGCAUCGUUAUUUCAGAUGAUAUGGGCAAUUAUGAUGAAGAAGGUGCUUGGCCUGUACUAAUAGAUGAUUUUGUUGAAUGGGCUAAACCAAUUCUAAAAGCUGGUCGUAGUACACAAGUAUGAUAUUUGUAACAUACAAUCUAGUGCUGAAUCCUUUGAAAUUGUAAACUGAGCUAUUAUCAUACAUGUGACAAAAAUGUCAUCCUUUCUUUCUUUUUGAAGCAAAUGUACAUACAAUUAGACAUUGUAAAUAAUACAUCAUGUACAUUCAUAAUAGAACAUGAGUUUUCCCUCAUUUUGAAAUUUUUUAGUUAGAUUUAAAAUAUAUAAAUUAAAGUGUAUUGAAAUAACAAACACUUUCAGUAUAUGUAUUAUUAUUGUUAGAACAUAUAUUUUUUAAUGAUUCCAGAGGAAAAAAAAUGCCUAUUUUUGCUAGCUGUUACUCUUUUCUUAAAGGCAUUUCAAAAGCAUUAGCGUUUUUGUUGAUAUUUAUUUUCAAGCAUUCUCUGUGCUGAAAUAAAAAAAUAAAAAAAUCUUGAGUUUAUUUUACUAUGUAGUUGAUGAAAAUAAUAUCAUGUUGACUGAAUUGUAGUUGGAAUGUUUUAAUAACAGCUGUUGGAGCUUCUUAAAUUUUUAGGAAACUUUUAUUUUAUUAAACAGUGAUAUUGUUAAAAUUACUAAAGAUUGUUGUAAAACUGCUUUCUUUGAUUUUUUUUUUUAUUUCUGUCUAGUAGCUUUUGUAUAAUGUGAUCUAUUGAUGUUGUCUGUUAUAAGUCGGUUUUAUAUCUCCGAAUUCUAAUAGCAAUCACUUAAGACGCUGACAAAAAUGCUCUGAAUCUUGCACAAAGUAGAAUUUUUUAUAGUGUUGACUGCUUUAAAUUGUAUUGUGUUAACAUGUAAAAUGACCGUUGUUAUUAUUAUUACAUUGGAUGAACAUAUAUUGAGAUAGUGAAAUUUAUUCUCUGAAAAGAAUGGUUCUCUGCCUUAUUCAUGCUGUAAAGAGUUUAUUGCUUAUCUGAUAAAAACCAUUUUUUAAAUAAAUUAUUUGAAAUAAUAUUGAAUAUAAUAUUUUCAUAUAGAAUAGAUGGCAUUUAAAAAAUUUUCCAAAUUAAAUAAUAAUAUAAAUCUGUGUCAGUUGUAUAAGAUGUGUCUCAUUAAGUAACUUUUUCAAAACUCUUAACAACGAAGCAGUAAACCUAAAGGAAAGACCAGUGAGGCAUAUUAAUUAUAGAUUUGAAAAAAGAUUAAAUGUGCGUUGCACAAGGAUUUUAAUACAUCUUUUAAUUUUUAAAAGAUAAUUUUUUUUGUGUGUGUGAACGGUUGCUUAUCUUUCAUAUAUAUAUAUAUAUAGCAUCAAAUUUAUUUCAUUGUAAAAUCAUUUGUAAGAGCCAGUCAAUAAUAUGUUAAUAUAUUUUGAAUCAUUUUAUCGAAAUCCUUUAUUUCUUGGAUGAAAAAGGUUCAUAGUUGAUCUUUAUGCUUUGAAUUCUAUUUAUGUUUUUAAUUGAUUAUGAAAACCAUGUGCUUUGUAAUUGAAAAUACUUUUUUUUUUUUAACACCCUAGGUUUUCUGUUUUAUUCUUAUUGCCUUGUUUGACUUUUCUCUCUUUUCAAUUUUAUUCAGUUUAAUUGAUUUGCCUCUCUGAUUUAUAGAUUAUCUCUUUUAAAAUUCUAAGUCAAUAAAAUGUUAUUGUUCCCAAAAUAAUGAUUGUAGUUUUGUAUUCUCAUAGUAAAUAUUAUUUUGAUCAUAGCAAAUGCAUUUGUUUGAUAUAUUUUGGGUAGGUGGGAAAGGUUUUUCUUGGAGUAACAAUGAAAUAAGUCAGGUACUGUGCAUUAGACUUCACUUUCAUCGAAUUUUUGUGAUGUUAAUACCUAUAUAACCUGUUUGAACCAUAUGUGUCUGUUUGUUAUUUAAAUAUAGUCUAUCUACUUUGUAGAAAAGGGUCAACAUAUUUUGUACUUAUCCUUUAAAUAAAUUGAUACCUGAAUGCAUUUUACUGAAUAUGUGAUUAAAUGAACUGUAAAUCCACCUGCGAUAAGAUCCCUGUAUGAAUUUUAAUUAUGUGAAUAGUGUGAAGUCUUUCUGUUUGUGAAAUAUGAAAAUUACCAUUACUGACAAAUGCCUUCUUAUGUUUAUUUUUUCAACAUUCGCGAAAAGUUUUUAUAAAUCUUGCUUAAAUUUGAUCUAUAUCGUCGUCCUUCGAGUAAAAGUCACUAAGUCCAAAACUAUAGUUUUGACAUGUUGUCAAUUUUAACUUUUGUGUGAUUAUGAAAAUUAAUAAGAAUAAUUUUAUAUAUUUCUAACUCUUAUAUUAAGUUUACUGAUGAUUUGAUAGCUGGUUUAUAAUACAAAAUAAUUAAUUGGAAGCUCUAUUCGGCAGCAAUAGUUCGUCAAAAGUUGGUUUGAUGGACUUAAUGACUUUUACCUGCCAGAAUAUAAACUUCUUCUGUGCCUUCUUUAGAAUCAUUAAUAAUUAUAUAAUUAAUUUAUUAAUAUCUUUAGUUUGAUUUAUUUUCAAACUGACAUUAACUAAGUUAAUGUAGAAAAAUAUAUUAUUAACUUCAAUUUAUAUGGAUAUUGUAAAUUAUUACAUUGCAUUAUAUAUUUGCUUUGAAAUUGCCUUUGGUAUUUGCCUUAUAAUCUCUUAUUAAGUCAUUAUAAUAAACAGACAUUUAUUUUAGCAAUAACCUUAUUGUAUUUUAAGCAAAAUAAGCUUAAUUUUCUAAAUCAUUUUCUUAGCUUUGCUCUAGAUUUAGAUUAUUAGAGCCAUAUAAACUUGGCAAGGAUUUGUAUUAAGAAUGAAACUUUUGUGGUAUUAUUCUCUUUUUACUUUACUUAAACGUCCCCUGCCGUAGACAGACUUGUAAAGUUCAUUGAACGUCAGUAUCAGAAAAAUAUCGAUCCAAGGUGUUUAUUCUCUGAGAAGAAGCAUUUUACCUUCAAACAGCUGACUUUAUAACUUUCAAUAUCUUUUGUUUUAUUCUGUGUAAGUGUGUAAGAAAUGUUUAAACGACCAAGGAAAUCACUACAGUUCAUGAGCAUGUGAAAGCAUUCUUCCCAUUUCUAGUGAAUCUAGCUGCCUUAAAAAUAUUCGUCCAAUUCUGCAUAGUGUAGACUGACAUAUAUUUUUUCUGUGAUUCAGUUACUGUGUUUUUUACUCUCCAUCAUGCCCGGAUUCCAGAAAUUUCUGAUGAAUAAGUUCAGUGUGAAUGGUUUGAAGCAAAUACAUCUAUAAAGCUGCUAUAUUUUGUUAUCGACUCUGAUCACCUCUACAUUGAUCCCAUGAGAAGAAUGUUCCUUAAUAUGGCGUUCGUCUCAUUAGAGUUUCAUCCAGAAUGAAUUAAGGAAAUCAACGUCCAGUUACUAGUUUUAGUCCUAAAAAAUCACGAACAAUCCCAAAUUUCGUUUGCAUCCUUUCCACUAAGUGAGCAACUACUUCCGGUCAUUUUGCCACAUGUGUUCACCUUCAAAGGUUACCAAAAGUAAUUAUUACAUCCCAGCAAUAAUAGGUAAUCACAAAGUCCUCUUAGUGACUCAUACACAUCAACAGGAAGCCUGCUAAAAGUCACAAAGUGAACUUAGUGAUUUUUACCUGACUAUAUAAGUGCCUACAAGACUUAGUGAAUUUUUGGACAUCUCUGUUCCUCAAGGAGUCAUCAAUAUAACCAGAUUGUAAAGCAAUAAUACAAGAUGACGAUGAAAUACCAUCUCAAAAUGGGCGUAUUUGGAUUUAGCGACUUUGACCUGAACGACGACGGUAUAAUUCUUUUUCUUUUUUUUCUUUGAGAGUAUGGGACAUAAGCUCUCUUAACAUUUGGAAAAUUGUAUACUUUAAUCUCGAUCUUGACUCUGUAAGCGUGAAAUCAUUACAAAAUAAAUUAGUUCACUUCAAAAAAAUAUCGAAGUUAUUUAUAAAAUUACAAAUGCUGAAUAUCUGACAAGAGCCAACUUUAAUUUUCUUAGUCAAAUUCAAGUUUGAAGAAUUAGUUGUUAAAAGUGACAGCAUAAAGUUUAAAAAAUCUUAACAGUUUUCUUGAAAAGUGUUUGAAAUGUACUUGAAGUCAUUGUAGAUUGCAAUAUUUUUUUUUUUUAAUUUAUUGACACAAUUCCAUAAAAUAUCAUGAAAGAACAUUAUGUUUUCUGCUUUUAUAAAUAUAGAAUAUCUGUGUUGCUAGACUAGUCAACUGGGGUAAAUUUUAAUAAUUGCUUCACUUUUGUUAAUUUAUAAUCAUUAAGGAAAGCAAACAAUCUGUAAGUUGUUGAUAAGAACAUGUUUUCUUUUAAAAGUCCCUUCCCCCUGGAAACUUGGAAAUUUCGAAUCUACAUCAUGAAAAUGGUGUGUACUUCUCAUUAGAAUUUUAACAGAAAAUAAUUCAACUCUAACAUAUUUAAUGCAAUGCAGAUUCUUAAAUUAGAUUCUGCUGUAGUUUGCUGUCUAUAAUACACUGGUGUUCAGAAAUUAAGGAACAAUAACAUUUUGUAAAAGGGAAUUAAUUUUAGUAACUAUAACUAAGUUGUUCAAACAAUUCUAAAAGAAAAAUAUAAUACAAAGUGUAAAAAAUAUAUUUAUAAGGUACAGAAAUAAAAUAUUGCAAUUUAUGGCUUUUAGAGAAGUAAGAAAAAUGAUUAUAACAAUUUGUUUACAAGUUUUUUUUAUGUAAUCUUUGAAAGGUAAGUGACUGCCACUUCAAAAGUAAUGCAUGCAUAGUGUCAAUUGCACAUGUCUAGAUUAUGCUGAAAAUGUUUAGGUUAAUUCUGGCACUUUAGUUUAAAUGACUGCACAGCCUUUUAUGCUAGCUGUGGAGUAUUACACCCAGUCAUAGUUGGCCAUAUGCAUUCCAUAAAUGCUCUGUAGGAUUAUUAAGAUCAGGUGAGUUUGUAGGAUGCUGAAGUCGACACAUCCCUUCUCUUUCAAGAAGGUCAUCAGCUACCACAAUAGGAUGACAGAAAGCAUUAUUACCUAUGCACAUGAAACAAUUUGUAACAGUAUCUCAAGAAUUUAAUGCAUGAAGUACUUACUAAUAAUUUCGUGCAUUCGUAAUUUACCUUUCUAAGAUUGUGUUGCCUAUUCCUGUUCAACAUAUACCUGCCUAACAUCGCCAUUUCUAAACACAUACCUGCAUAACAUCACCAUUUCUAUAAUUUUCAACUUCCAUACUGGCAGGAUAAUUGCAGUUCUCGUUUGACCUCAGAUGUUCUGACAUCUUAAAUAGAAUAAUGAACAAAACUUGUUUUCGUCCACAAACAGAAUACUUCCCUUCUGAUGAUUAGUUCUUUUGAUGUGUUCACUUGUUGGAAAUAGUCAAUGGAACCUCUCUCUUUUGUCGGCACAUUAAAUCCUUUAGUGUGAUGUUCUGAAGCAUGGCUUGUUUGUAUCCUUAUCCGAUUUUUUCUUUUGACUGUUAAUUGUAUAUAACUAUUCUCAUUAACAGGAGUUAUUGGCUGAUCGAGUAGAAGUUUAGCUUCUAAUAUUUGUUCUGAACUUUAUGAAAUUUUUCUCACAACUGCUCCAAUAAUAUGCUUUGAAAUCCAUUAGCAACACCCCUGAUUGAACAAUCUUUAUUUUAUCAAAUAUUUUUCUACAGGUAAGAUCGUGUACAUGUUUUAUUUGAUUCAUUUUCUUUGCUAUAAUGAGAGAAAAAAAGCAUACAUCUUAUGCAAAAUGCAUAUGCAGUAUCUUUUUCUUUUUCUCUCCUCAUUGUCUGACUUUUCCCUUUAUCCUUUCUUGUGACUUAACAUGAUUGUCAUAUGGUUCAAAAUAUGUUCAUAGUCAUCAUCAAAUCUGCAGCAACCAUUUUCUAUAUAGGGCAGUUAAAUGAACUUCUUUACACCAAUCACAGUUUAUUUUUGUGUUCCAUCUAUUGUUUAUCCCUUAACUUAUGGACACCAGUGUACUUAUUAUUUUGGAAAAAAUUUAAUUGCUGGUAAAAAGUGUAUGUAACAGAAUAUGAAUAAUAUCAUACAACUGAGGAAGAAAGUUUGUUUACAUUUUUUUGUAACUUUUGACAUUGAGUUAAGUGCAGUUUUGCAUAUUGUAAAUAUUUUAGUAAUUGAUGUUUAUGUUGAAUCAUUAAGAGAAAUAAUUUGAAUAUAAACAUUUUGAGAAGUAUAUAGCAUAAAUUGCUGAUUUUUGUGUAUCAGUGUAUUUAUGAAAAGAAUAAAUGCCAUGUUUCUGUCUCAUCUUUUAGCAUUAUCUUAUUAACUUUAAUGCAUUUGUAAUUUUAUAAUAUCUGUCAGAUUUUGACAUUUUACAAUUAAUAUAUUGCUAGAAACAUUUGUCUUCAUUUCUGUAUAAUUUAUUGCUUUGUAUAUGCAAGCAAUUAUAUGUUGUUUUAUAUGUCUUAACUUUAAAACAUGUUAGCAUAGCAAAUUACAGUUUGAUACAGUCUUUUUCCAGCUUCUCUGUUAACAUUCUUGUUCUUAAUUUUGUACCCCAUUCAUCUAUUGUAAAAAAAAAAAAAAAAAUUAUUUAUGUGAAUUAACAAUAUAUUUUUUAUACAAACUGGUAAAUAAUUGGUGUAUGUAGCUUAUUUAUUAUUUAAUUAUUAUAAUUGUUUACGAAAAAUUAGGUAUUAUGUAUUUACAUAUAUGAAAUACAUAAACAUAAAUAUCCAUAAAAUGACAAUUAUUAAUGCAAAAAUCUUAAAAAAAAAAAAAAAAGCUUUAAAUUGCAGUUUUUAGUUUGUCUAGAACUAUUCAGAUAAAUUUUUCUUAUUUAAUAAUACCUUUGAAUGCAAGUACUUCAUCUUUUGAAUUAACUUCUUAAAAUUAGUGUAAUGUAUCGUAAGUUUAAAAAAACAAUAUAGUUCUUUUGUAUUUUGAAGUGUACAUACUUAUGUGUAUUUCAAUAAACUAAAUGCUGCAAUAUUUCUUUCAUAACUUCCUUACUAAUGGUUUUAGAUGGUAUGGUUGGUAUGGUAUGGUAUGGAUGGUAUGGUAUGAGUUAUUUCAAUCUUUAUGAUAUACUUUAUUAGACAUUUCACUUUUCUUAGUAUAAAUUAAAAUUGGAUAUUUAAAAUUUUUCUGGUUUUAAAGAAUAAUAUAGUUAUAUAGAUUGCAGUUAUACCGUUUGAAAAUGGAAUAUUGAUUUGUUAUAUAUAUAGGCAGUCCUGCUUGAGUGAGGAAGGAAUUUUAAACUAUACCUUAAGUAUAGCCUGAACACUGAUAAGAAAGAAUGGAUUUAAAAUAUACUAUGCUUCCAGUAUCAAAAUAUAUUAUGCCCCUCAACGGAUAUAUAUAUCAUGUUUACUUAAUGACUGAUAUUUUACUCGUGUUAUUUAAAAAGCUUGAUUUAGUUACUCAGUUAUUUUUCUUAAAUUUUACAUAAAUGAUUUUUGUGUCGAUAAAAGAUAUCUGAUUAUUGCAUAAUAAGUGUUAAAGGAGUAAUUUUCUGAAGUUGAAUAUUGAUCUGUUGCCAAUAAAUGUUUCAUUUUUAAAUAUAAUGUGCUGGAAAUAUUUACAGACUGUUUACAUAAUAUAAAAUAUUUAUUACAAUAUAUCAGAAAUUGUCUUUUGGCAUACUUACAAGCUUUAAAAACUUUUUAUUAUUUGUAAAGUGUGCAAUAUAUGAAUUGAAUCCCUCUCUUUUUUAGCCAGUGAGAAGUAUAUUCUAAAGUGUUAACAGGCUCUAAAAAAAGUUUGUUGAAUUAAUUUUAAUUUAUCUAAGGGAUUAAAAGUUAAUUUUGUUGUUGAGAUGGACAAAAUUCUGAAAGCCAAAAAGGGCUUUAACCACUUAUGAUUAAUACCAUUUAUUUUGCUAUGUGCAUUUUACUUCCAAUUUUGUUAAAGUACAUUAUAGUGCUAAUAUUAUUGGAAAACAUAAUUGUAUAUUGUAAUUGUUUGUGAAAAUUUCAGGAUUAAAAAUAAGGAAUUCUGGAAUGUAUUUUUUUAGCUGUUAAUUGUAAAAUAAUAAUAAUAAAUAAAUAAAUGAGGGUUUUUGGAGAUACUUAUUUACAGCAAGUGAAAGAUGCGUGGAUUUACAUUUGUUUAUAUGAUGCAUUCUUAUUAAAUUAUGAAUGUAUUUUCCUGCUGCAUGAAUUAAGUGUAUUACUAAAUACAAUCACUCUUGUUUAUAUUUAUUUGAGCAUCCUCAUCUGAAGAAAAUAUGUUUUCAAAUUUCAUUUAGAAGUUAUGAAGAACUUAAAAAUGCUUCUUGGUGAUUUUUCUUUGUCUUAUAAUAUUCUGUUUUUGUUAAGUAUAUUUUGUUUUUCAUAGAAGUUUUGUGUGAUAUGCAUCAUUUUUUCCCUGUGUUAUUUCAAAUAUUGCAAAGUAUAAAUUAAAAAUUUUAAAGCUGUAUUUAUCUUAAGAUUUGAAUACUGUUUAAAUCCAACCAUUCUCUUUAAACAGUAACUGUAAUUUGCUUCAUGUUGCCAAACUGUUUUGAAUAAAUAUUGAUAUUUUUAAUUGUUUCAGAUUGAUAAAUUGCUGAGAAAAGCAUUUAAAAAUGUUACAUCCAAAUAUAAUUUAUUGUAGUUCAGUUGUUAAACCAGUUUCAAGAUGAAAAGAUUUAAAUCAUAUAAAAAAAAAAAAAAUGUAGGUUUCAGAAUGCAUUUCUCUAGUAAUAUGAAAUUCACAUGU
This is a messenger RNA of Argiope bruennichi, 9388 nucleotides long. RefSeq names its product DCN1-like protein 1 (gene SCCRO). Gene Ontology annotation, molecular function: ubiquitin-like protein binding; cullin family protein binding; ubiquitin conjugating enzyme binding. NCBI's taxonomy places the organism in Eukaryota, Metazoa, Arthropoda, Arachnida, Araneae, Araneidae. The transcript is spliced from 7 exons. Gene Ontology annotation, cellular component: ubiquitin ligase complex. The record is from RefSeq and is a predicted model, not a curated record. Gene Ontology annotation, biological process: positive regulation of ubiquitin-protein transferase activity; protein neddylation. The coding region runs from base 161 to 937 and encodes 258 amino acids.